AUGGGACCCGUAGGUGUCAGCCACCAUAGUCCCAAACUAGUCCCGCUUCGCAAUAUGAAGUCCCCAGAGCUGCCCGAAAGUGGUUCGGUCAAGGAUAUGAUCGGGAGGUUUAGUGAUUAUCCGCCACCUCCCAGCUUAAAGAAUGCAUCCGGGAAUGUCUCUCAGAGCGUAGGGGUGAUCCGAUCACGCACCCCACAGCAGAUCGCUGCCCAGCUUGCCGCGGGAAGAUCGACGCCUGGUGAGAAUACAGCCACAAACAUGGGUGUCAGCAAGAUGCAAGGUUCAAAGAGGACGCCUUCGAAGCGCAGUGAAGACAACGAGAGACCGCCGUUGCUAGCGCCAAAGCCGGUAUGGGCUACAGCUGCAAGCACCGCCUCGUUUGACAACAUCCUACAAAGCGAAUCCGAAUUACCGCUUAGUGAUAAGUCGACCCAACGGAAGCCAGUAGCGCAGAUAUCCCCCAUAGAUGCGGCAAGGCUUGCUGCGAAAAUGAAGCCUCGUCCUCCACCAGUGCCUCGAAAACCACCUGCGGUUGCCAGCGGUCCAACCUCUGCUCCCGACAACGUACACUCAAAGGGGUCAGAGAAUCACGAGCAGAUCCUAAGAUCGCACUCCUCACUUCAUCUUAAAGAGACUACCCCUGCUGAGACACCGCCAGUGCUUCCACCAAGGAGGGGUGGCUCAUCCGUGCCUCGGAAGGACCCAACAAAUCAUCGACUUCUUUUAGAGACUAACAAUGGGUCCCGGACCCGACCAUCAACGCCCGGCACGGCGUCCCUGUAUACUGCGUCCCUGAGCAAUAGUACUACGAGCUUGCUUGAUAGCUCCUCAGGGCUGGAUGAAGGGGCAUUCUCAGAUGCGAUUGUCGCCUCGUCAUUGGCAUCUGUUCGGGCCUCGCAGGAGAGCAAAGUCCCACCGCCCCCACCACCGCAGCGCCGCGCCAGGUCUCGUUCUCUGAAACAUUUUCCCCAUACGACCAAGCAAGAACAUUCGAAUUCCCCUAGUCCAUCCACUCACCUACGACAGACCCUCCGGGACCCAUCUAGAAUAGUGGAAGAUGAAGGGUACCAGAGACAUAAGCAUUUGAUUCGCAAGCAUCCGCAUAAACAUCACGAAGGCGAGCGCAGAAGAUGGCGGAGUGAGGUGACUGAGAAAGAGCGAAAGCGGUAUGAGGGCGUUUGGGCUGCGAACAAGGGAUUGUUGCUCCCCCCCGAACAGCAGAGGCCUCCCGAAGCGUACCCCCCGGAAGCCUCGGAGAUGGUGGUUAAUCUGGUGGCCGCGGACAUUUGGUCGCGUAGUCGCCUCCCGCAGCAUGUCCUAGCGCAGAUUUAUGACUUAGUGGAUGGGCAACGGAUUGGUCUCCUCACCCGGGAGGAAUUUGUGGUCGGGAUGUGGUUGAUUGACCAGCAGCUGAAAGGUCACAAACUCCCGCCAAGGAUCCCCAAUAGCGUUUGGGCGAGCGUCAAGCGGAUAUCGGGGGUGCACAUCCAUGGCCUCCCUCCUGCUGCAUACUAG
This is a messenger RNA of Aspergillus sclerotioniger CBS 115572, 1515 nucleotides long. RefSeq names its product protein irs4 (gene irs4). NCBI's taxonomy places the organism in Eukaryota, Fungi, Ascomycota, Eurotiomycetes, Eurotiales, Aspergillaceae. Bases 1 to 1515 code for a protein of 504 amino acids. The transcript has a single exon. Gene Ontology annotation, molecular function: protein binding. The record is from RefSeq and is a predicted model, not a curated record.